CACUAUAAUAAAUUCUGGGAAAUAUCAUUCUUUCUUCAUACUCCGUUCGUAGUACCCGAGAAAUCAAAACAGAAAAAGAGAGAUUCAAGCAAAACAUUGGAUUUGCUGAUAGAGAUGGCUUCUCUUGUUCUCCUUAUAUGUGAGCUAAUCAAACAUGAAAGCCUGGACAAUUUGCUUUCAUCUUCAUCUUCUUCCUUCACCAAAUCCUGUGCUGCAAUGGUGCCCGCAGCAGCAGCUGGGAAAUCUAAAGAAUCCAUGGGAGCUGCAAAAGAAGGAGAGGAUGAGGUGGAAAUAUCAAUAAUAAUGCCCAAGAUUUGUGUUGACUUGCUAUGGCCUUGAAAGUGUCUGGUUGAGAUUUGAUGAGAAUAUGAAUAUAUAUAUGUGUGUGUGUGUGUGUCGAAUUGAAGUGUCAUUUUUCAUUAAGAUUUUCCGUCCAUGAUUAUAUAUGGAUUUGUGAUGUAAUAUAAUUUUGUCCUCGAU
This is a messenger RNA of Cuscuta campestris, 480 nucleotides long. Lineage: Eukaryota; Viridiplantae; Streptophyta; Magnoliopsida; Solanales; Convolvulaceae. The record is from the annotation of a GenBank genome assembly.